Colletotrichum fioriniae is the source of this 210-nucleotide messenger RNA. Lineage: Eukaryota; Fungi; Ascomycota; Sordariomycetes; Glomerellales; Glomerellaceae. The record is from RefSeq and is a predicted model, not a curated record.
AUGUCUGACAACGUCACCUGGACUAGCGACUUCGACAAGUUCCUUGCCGAACUCGACACCGAGAAUUACACCAAUGACACCAGCUUCAUGGAUCUCCUUGGUCCUACUGGUUACUACGACUUUGACCACGUCGACGAUGGCGCUCUUGGCGCUGCGGACUCCCUGGAUCCGGUGCUAGUCAACAUUCUGCGUUUACCGUUCGCCAAUUGA